Molecule: messenger RNA, 4839 nt
Organism: Porites evermanni
Lineage: Eukaryota; Metazoa; Cnidaria; Anthozoa; Scleractinia; Poritidae
Source: the annotation of a GenBank genome assembly
AUGGCGGUCUUAGCGUGGUUUGUAGUGGUAGUUUAUGUAUUAUUGCCGGUAGAUUUUACCCAUGGUCUUUAUUUUCAUAUGGGAGAAACCGAAAAGAAGUGCUUUAUUGAAGAAAUACCGGAUGAAACCAUGGUCACUGGUGAGUUUUUUACCAUGCUUUUAACUCUCGGAGUAAACUUUUUCGAAUGCACAUUUCCUAAAAGUUAACCUCAUGAUUUCAGUAAUGAGACGUGCUCUGAAGCUAGAAAUUUAGCAAAAACUUUUAGCUUGCCCUCUAUCCUUUACAUAACUUAUCAAAGGUUUUUUUAAUACGGUCAUGUAUAGCAAGCCAUACAUUAGUAUUUAUAUUGUAUCCCUGCCACCCCACAAAACCUUGCAAAUCUGGAGAUAUUGAAAAAGAGCAUCCCAAAACCUGGAGAUUGGGUCCUCGCACUCUGAUAUUUCUAAAUGUGUGUAAGAUGAAGAUGGAAAAGGCAGAUUUUUAAGAUACCAUAGGACAAAUUUUAUCUCCUGGUAUCACCAUAUCAAUUGACUUUACCUUAUAAUAUUGCUCACUAUUGUAGUUUUUUGCUGCUUUUUUCGCAGAGGUGACUGCAGUGAGUAGCCAUUUUGAGUUAACUGUUCACAGAUUAAGCCUUCCCACAGACUUAGGGUGCUUUCCAUUUAGGUAAAAAAUCGGGAAAUUUCAGUGGGGACGAAAAUGGAUUUUCCGAUAGGUAAAAAGUUGUUCCAUCUGAUUGUAAACCCCCGGGGGGGGGCACUUGGGUAUUUUUUGGGUGGGUAUGUGCCGCCCGGGACUCCAAAUUGGUACCCCGUUCAAAAAAAAAUUUCCCCUAAAAUUGAUACCCCGUUCUAGAAUUCGCCCUAAAACUGAUACCCCGUUCUAGAAAUGGGCCAAUUUUUAUACUCUGUUCUAAGGUGCAAAGAGUACAACAGUUUGCUCGUUAACGCAUUGAACUGUAUUUUUAAAAGCAAUCUGUUCUUGAAUAAUUUCAAAUGGCUGCUUACAAAACGGGAGCUUUCGUGCGUUCGAAAUAUUAUACCCCGUUCUAGAAAACGCUUCUGAAAUGGAUACCCCGUUCUAAAUCAGGAGCUUCAAAAUCACGACCCCGUUGGGCAGCACAUACCCGCAUAGGUAAUGUAUGGGAGUACCCCCCCCGGGUGUAAACCCCAGAACAGCUCUGAGCCCGUUGCCCGGUGGGACACCAAGAUGGCUGCUGAGUUGGUAACAAUUGAAACUGGUAUAAAGUACAACAAACGUGUAAGUGGAACAUGAAAUUCCGUUCGAAAAGUUCCAUCCGGGAAAACGGGCCUACCUUUUCAGAUUUUCCACUUUUUCCUGGAAUUUUCCAGUGGGACGAACAGACGAAACGUUUUCCAUUUUCUACCGAACCAAAAUUUCUGAAAAUUUUAACUUAAUGGAAAGCGCCCUUAAGCUCACCUUUGUUUCAGAAAUGAAAUUUUAACUGGGAUGAAAAUGCCGCUGUCGGCUCCGUAUAAAUUGGAAUUUAUGGCAAAAAUAGCACUUGGGAAAAAUUCAUUGUUAUUAACUUUUUCCCUUGAGGGACCAUUGUUGAACAAUACCUUGGUUAAAAACGCUUCAAAGAAAAUAAAAGAAAAUGUUUGAAAAUAAUGGAGGAGAGUUUGUUACUUUGCUGCUCAAACAGCCAAAAUGCAAAAGUGAACAGAUGUCUCUUUCACUACUCAAACAAUAGAUUGUCACUGUCCUCCUUUUCUGUCAGUGCUUUCUGAGAGGAUUUUUAGGGCCUUGUAGGCCGACACUUCUAUCCAUUUCAAGGCCUCAGUUCUCACAUAUCAGAGAAGCCUUAAAUUUUUGUGGGUAUUAUGGCCGAAAGAUGCAGAUCUGUCUCAGUUGUAAGCAACUAAUUAUGCUGUGUUUUCUCAAUUCAAUGCUGAGUCUUAACAUAAAAAGCCCCAGGGAUGUGAAUGCUGUGCUAUAGAAACAGUUGGAGGGAGCCUAGUGUUCUGAAACUUAAGAAAUCCAGGGUUCCCAGCAUAUUGUUUUCUAGUUGCUAAGGGGCAAAAGUUGUUAUCCAGUUGUCCUUUGGACAAGCACUAUAUUAAAUUAUAUUAAAUUUUAUUGUUGGAAACCCAAGAGUUCUUGUCCAAAAAGUUUUGCUCAAAACUAAAAAACAAACCGGGCAUUUAAGGUUUUAAUCACAUUAUUAGCAUUGUAUUAAUAAUGUUCUUCAGUGACUUAAAUGUUAAUAUAAUAUCAUGCGCAAUCUUAAUACUAAAAAAUGACUAAUGUCUUAACAGGCCUGCUUACUAAGGCCAGAAAGACAAAGGAAAUGGCCACAGAAUGGCGAACUUAAAAGGAAUAUUUAACUUUAUUUCAUCCUGCAUGCGGUUAAUAGUAAUUGCUUUUAUGACUUAUAAGAUUAAUCUUAAUUCGACUGUAAUUUGAAGUCAAUUUUCAACUGUUCUGUAUUUUUUUGAUUAAAAAUGUGCUUGUCCCAUGGACAAGUCAUGUCAAAGCUUUAUAUGUAUGAACUAAAUUUCUUCCUGUCCCAGACAAUCGGACAUAGGUUUUGGCGCACCCUGUCUUGACCAUGGGACUCUGCUAGAACACAACCUUGUACCAUAAAGGUGCCAAGAUACAUUGCUUUUAAGAGACUGGAAUAAUAACCCCUUCUUGAAAAACAUUUGAACCUUAUAUCUGGGUUUUCCUUUAAACCAAUGCACCUAAUGGUCUGGAAAUACUUAUGGUUUUCAACAGGAAAAUACAAGACACAACUUUAUGAUGAGAACAUCGGAGAUUUUCUUCCCUCUAGUCCUGGUAUUGGCAUGCAUGUAGAAGUUAAAGAUCCCAACAUGAAAGUUAUUUUGUCUAAAUAUUAUGCAUCUGAAGGCCGUUUCACCUUUACGUCACAUUCACCUGGUGAACAUCUUAUUUGCCUGCACUCCAACUCCACUCGAUGGUCCCUGUGGACUGGAGGAAAAUUGGUGAGUAGGAAGAAUUUCACUCGUGGUUGAGUAUAGUGUACUUGGGGGCGUGGGAUUAAGCCAAAUUUUAAGCAAGGUUUUCUUGUCUAAGGACAUGCAACUAGAACUUACAAAAUACUAUUGGGCCUUUACUCUGAGAUAUGGUAAUGACAACACAAAAUUAAGCAAUACAUAGGAAGGUAGCAGUUUGGUAACUUAACCAUAACAGAUGAAUGUAAGUUUCAGUAUCUGUCACUAAAUAAUCGUUGCACAACUGGUUUGUAAAUACUGUAGAACCCCGUAAACUCUAUCUCUGAAAAGAAAUGAGAAAAACAGUUCUAAUUAGUGGGAGUUCAAGUUAUUGGGAUGGAGUGAAUAUGUUACAAGUCAAAAUUAAAUAAUUCAAAUAAUUCAUGAAUUUGGCCUGUAAGAAAUAUUCAAUUUCCCAUGUUCAAAAUGGAUAGUUACUGAUCGCUCAGCACUCCAGUGUAUAGUACAGUCCAAAUUUAACUUAUUUCAUGAGAAAUGGUCACAUGAUGCAUUUUUAUGAUAAAAUGUGAUAUUUUUGUUUCACUAGUGAAAUUCAAAUUGCUGUAAUGUUAAGUUUUGUGUUUUUACCUGCUAUACAACAAUGGGAGCUAAUGGGAUGGGAUGAGAUGGCAUCGGAGUCUGUUGGAAGAACCAGAAUUUGAGCCAGAGGAUAAAUUUCAGUGACAUUUUGAUCAGGGGAAUGUAAAUUUACUUCAAGUUAGUGGAGAAUUCGAGUUAUCUGAGUUCGAGUUAACCACGUUAAAAAGUUACUGAAAAGUGGGGUGAAAUCCAAACGAAAUUAAUAGGACUUAGUUUGAGUUAGUUGGGAGUUUGUGUUAUCCGAGUUUGAGUUAUCGGGGUUCAACCGUAUGUAUUUUUUUUCUCCACAGCGUAUUCAUUUGGAUAUCUCAGUUGGUGAACAUGCUAAUGAUUACCAAGAGAUUGCUGCAAAAGACAAACUAACUGAACUUCAGCUUCGCAUCCGUCAGCUCUUAGACCAAGUAGAACAGAUCAGCAAAGAACAAAAUUAUCAGAGGGUAGGUUGUAUUACUUGACCUGAGAGAUCUUUUUUUAGAUAAAUGCAUGUUAAAUCUUUUUAUCCUUCCAGCAAAUAAGUGGGUGAACUCGAAAAUAAUUUUAUUACCCAGUUUGAUUUGAAAGUUAGAACUCAAGGUUUAGCUUUGUGUAUUAAAGGAUUAUCAAGUAGGAGAAACUUUGGCAACCGUAAAUGACCUAAUAAAUGCCAGUAAUUUUAGGGGUCCAAUCAGGGGCAUUUAAAGAAGCGAGAAGCUUUUACUCUCAUAAAAGAUAUCAAGAGAAUUUAAAAAUAGCGGAAUAUCACUUAAUCAAUUUUUGAUACAUCUACGCCGUCGAGAGAUCCAUAUCGCUUUUUCAAUUCUAAACAUCAAUGUCAGAAUCCUCGUUCAGGGUUAUUGUGCUACCAUUGUUAGUCUAUCUUUACUUUGAACUUGCAAUUGAACAAGAUGAAGUAUGAAAUACCUUGUUUGUUGGAGUAAUUCUCAUAGGGGGCGUCAAUUAGACAGGGGGCGUUUAUUAUAGAGAGGCGUCUAAUACAAUUUUAUUCUGACAGAGGCUUUUAUUUGGGGGUGGGUGUUCAUUAGGUCAUUUAUGGUAUAGGUGAUACUUAUAAACAAAUCCUGUCUUUGGGAUUAUGUUUCUCUAUUUUUGAGUCUUAUUUACAUGUCAUUUCAGUUCCGUGAAGAGAGGUUUAGGCAAACAAGUGAAAGCACCAACCAGCGUGUUCUGUGGUGGGCUCUUGGACAAACUCUGAUACUUUUGGUGACAGGAUUCUGGCAGAUGCGUCAUCUCAAAGGAUUUUUUGAAGCAAAGAAACUAGUUUAA